Messenger RNA from Camellia sinensis, 843 nucleotides. Lineage: Eukaryota; Viridiplantae; Streptophyta; Magnoliopsida; Ericales; Theaceae. The record is from RefSeq and is a predicted model, not a curated record.
AUGAAAGAGCUAGGCGAUAUAUCUUAUUUCCUUGGUAUUUCAAUUGAAGCCUCUGGUUCUGCUUAUAUUCUUUCCAAUAAAAAGUAUGCUCAAGAAAUUCUUAAUAAAGUUGGCAUGUUGGAUUGCAAAUCUUGCUCUUCUCCUAUCUCUGUUAAACUUGGUCUGCCUCCUAAUUCAGAUGUGCUCUUUGACAAUCCAUCAUUCUAUCGAAGUAUAGUUGGUGUCUUACAGUAUUUGACAAUCACAAGGCCUGACCUGUCUUAUGCAGUUAACCAGCUCUGUCAGCAUAUGCAUAUCCCCACUAUUGGUCAUUUUGCUGGUGUCAAGAGAUUACUAAGAUUUGUUAAGGGCACUAUCACUCAUGGUCUUACUUAUACACCCAGCUUAUUUGAUCUUCAAGCUUAUUCAGAUUCUAAUUGGGCCAGAGAUUCAGUUGACAAAAAAUCCACAUCAGUUAAAAAGGAGGCCACUAUGUCCAAAUCCUCUACUGAAGCAGAGUAUAGGUCUUUGGCUCAUAUUACUGUCGAACUUGCUUGGAUUGUUUUCUAUUCCAAAUCUAAGCAUAUUGAAGUGGAUUGCCAUUAUGUUCAAGAUCAAGUAUUUGCUAAAAAGCUUGUUUUGCACUCUAUUCCCACCAUUGAUCAGUUGGUAAAUAUUUUUACCAAGCCAUUGUUUGUGUCUAGAUUUUCUUAUCUCAAAGACAAGUUGAUGGCUGUUCCUCCUUCCAUCAGCUUGAGGGGGAAUGUUGAGAACCACAGCUUAGAUCGGCUCAGACUGCAACCUAAGAUGCAGAUCAAGCCCAACUCAACUGAGCUACAAACCAUACCAAUUCAUAGCACAUAG